Messenger RNA from Cantharellus anzutake, 1017 nucleotides. Its product is annotated as kinase-like domain-containing protein. Bases 1 to 1017 code for a protein of 338 amino acids. Gene Ontology annotation, biological process: peptidyl-serine phosphorylation; signal transduction; endocytosis. The record is from RefSeq and is a predicted model, not a curated record. The transcript is spliced from 8 exons. Gene Ontology annotation, molecular function: ATP binding; protein serine/threonine kinase activity. Gene Ontology annotation, cellular component: nucleus; cytoplasm. Lineage: Eukaryota; Fungi; Basidiomycota; Agaricomycetes; Cantharellales; Hydnaceae.
AUGCCUUCACACCAGCUGAACAAUUCAGGGAAUUUCAACAUCGUCGGAGUCCACUACCGCGUCGGUAAAAAGAUCGGAGAAGGAAGCUUUGGUGUAAUUUUCGAGGGCACGAAUCUUCUGAAUUCGCAAACUGUCGCUAUUAAAUUUGAACCACGGAAGUCUGACGCGCCUCAACUUCGGGAUGAGUACCGGUCCUAUCGUAUCCUGUCAGGCUGCGUCGGCAUCCCUCAAAUUUACCAUUUUGGUCAAGAGGGUCUGCACAAUAUUCUUGUAAUCGAUUUGCUGGGACCAAGUUUAGAGGAUUUAUUCGACAUGUGUGGACGGAAGUUCGCCAUCAAGACCGUCGUAAUGACGGCAAAACAGAUGCUAACCCGAGUACAAAUCAUCCACGAAAAGAAUCUUAUUUAUCGUGAUAUAAAGCCAGACAAUUUUUUAAUCGGACGGUUUGGAACAAAAGCCGCUGAUAUUAUUCACGUUGUCGACUUCGGAAUGGCAAAGCAAUACCGAGACCCCAAGACGAAACAGCACAUUCCUUACCGCGAGCGGAAGAGUCUGAGUGGCACCGCUCGCUAUAUGAGUAUAAAUACACAUCUAGGCAGAGGCAUGUGGAUCUCUUCUUGCUGCAUCUCGCGGCGGGAUGAUUUAGAAGCACUUGGCCAUGUCUUUAUGUACUUCCUCCGAGGUGGCUUGCCUUGGCAGGGACUAAAAGCAGCAAAUAACAAGCAAAAAUACGAGAAAAUUGGGGAAAAGAAGCAGUGCACUCCCAUCUCAGAACUUUGCGAGGGGUUCCCAGAGGAGUUCGCUAUUUACCUGAACUAUGUUCGCAAACUAGGAUUUGAAGAAACUCCGGAUUACGAUUUCCUGCGCGAGCUUUUCACGAAGGCCCUAAAGAAUAUCGGUGAAGUCGAGGAUGAUGUAUAUGACUGGCAUCUCCUGCAUAGCGGAAAGGGAUGGGAGGCUAAUUCAGUGUGCCAUGGCCCUUUCUUGAUCCCUACCUCGCUGAUUAAUGUAUUUUAG